CUCAGACACUGAGACUGAUCUUGCUUCUCCAGCACGGUUUAGUCCAUUCACAGCUGAGACAGACUUUGUGCCAGAUCCUAUUUGACUCCUGUGAUCUCUGCAUCUUUCUAAAGUGGUGAGAUCCUAAUCCGCACAGAAAGAUGCAAACUGUGGUUUUGACCUUGUGCCUGGUGGUUGUGGCGUUGGCCAUUCCUGUUCGGAAAACCAGAGAUGCAUCGACAAGUAUGGAGAAUAUGAACUUCAAUCAACUAAAUCCACUUGGAAGCCCUUUUCAGUACAGAAAUCUUGGUCCCUAUGGUACAAGACGCAAUUUUAUCAACCACUUCUUUAACAAAAGGUUUCCACAUUACAACAACCGUAACUGGGGAUUUCCUUUCAACAACUUUAACUGGCGACAAAACAGCGGUGGAUAUUACCCUGGCCAGCAAUUUCCCUUCCAAAAUCCUAACCAGCAAUUUCCUUUCCAACAUCCUAACCAGCAAUUUCCAUCCUACAAUCCUAACCAACGAUAUUACUGGAAUGCCCAAAACCCUGGCCAAUUUCCUUAUUAUCAAAACGUCUUCCCUGCUUAUCCAGUGUGGAGAGAAAACGUUUUGGGAGUAAAUGCUGCACAAAUGGAUGCUGAAAGCAUGAGUGCUGAGGACCCAGUCAGUAUGGAAGAUACUCAGGUGACCAUGCCCUUUGGAAAUGUGCCUUUUGAACCUGUCAUGCCAGGUAAUGGAGAUCCCUUUUUACCAGGUAAUGGAGAUCCCUUUUUACCAGGUAAUGGAGAUGCCUUUUUACCAGGUAAUGGAGAUCCCUUUCUACCAGGUUAUGACGAUCCCUUUUUGCCAGAUAAUGAGGACUCCUUUCUACCAGGUAAUGAGGGACCUUUUACACCAAGUGUUGAUCCCAAUGCUGUGGAUGUUGGGGUUGAACAGGAAUCGGAGACUGAUGUUUCGAAUCCAGAGCAACCUGUUCUCCCAUACACUGACUCUGUGCAAGGAGGGGACCCAUUGGGCUCAAACGUUGAAGAUGAUUCUGUGAUCAGUGAGAGCCACAAGGGGCUGAACCAACAAAACACAAUCUCUGAGCACGGAUUGGACGUGAACCGUGAUGGAAACAUGAAUAAUGAACAAUUUGCCAAUCAGCAAAUGUCAAAUGGAAAUUUGGACGAAGAUGAUCAAACUGAACAGGAUGAGACCCAGAAUCUUGCUACCAACACAAUGGACAUGAACCCACUACCCUUUUCAAAUGAUAACGAUGAUGAUGAUAUAGAAUCCAAUCUCAACAUUGCAGAAGCCAAUGACAAUGAACUGGAUUCCCAGGAACAGGAUACCACUCAGUCCCGUGAAGAGAAUCUCAAUGAGUUCAAUCUACCGGCUUCAAAUGAUGAUGGAGUCUCUGAUUCUGAGGAUAAUGACAUCAUUAAUCCCUUUGUUAAUAGUGGUGCUGAUAUCAAUCAAGCAAACACCAUAGAUUCCAAUCUCCAUGACGAUGAAAUUAAUGGAAAUAAUUUCAGUGACAACAAUGGACCUAACAUCAAUCAGGUUGGGAAUGAUGAUGGAGUGGGUGAAGAUGACGGCAGUGUCACCAAUAACAUACAAAAUGAAGUCAAUUCCUGUAAAAACAUGCACUGUCGACAUGGGAGGGUCUGUAAGAUCAAUGAGAUUGGAAACCCUACUUGCGUUUGCCAGGCUGUGACAAGCUGCCCUGUAAACACUCCUGAAUUAGCACAAGUGUGUGGCACGAACAACAUGACGUACAGAAGCCCUUGUGAAUUCUUUGCUUCUAAAUGUCUUCUUGAAGAAACCGAGGAAGAACAUAACAUCCACCUGGACUACAUGGGACCCUGCAAAUACAUCGCUCCAUGCGUGGACAAUGAACUGAAUGAGUUCCCUCUACGUUUACGCGAUUGGUUGAAAAACAUUCUGAUCCACGUGUAUGAACAAUCCCCUGGCCUCCUGUCUCAGAAAGAGAGAACAGCUAUCCAGGAAAUCUAUGAUGAUGAGCAACGUCUUCAACCUGGAGAUUACUCUCUUGCCCAGCUCUCUGAUGACUUCAAUCAGAAUUACCAUAUGUACAUCUACCCAGUUCACUGGCAGUUCCAGCAGUUAGACCAGCAUCCCAUUGAUGGCGUCCUUUCCCACUCAGAACUGGCACCUCUCCGGACCACAUUAAUUCCCUUGGAACACUGCACAGCAGACUUCUUCAAAGGCUGUGACCUCGACAAAGACAGAGGCAUCUCUCUGAGAGAAUGGGGCACGUGCUUUGGCAUCAAAGAAGAGGAUAUUAAUCCCAACUUUAUCUUCUAAGAUGCUGACUAGCUGCACUCAGGAGGGUUUUGGACAUCUGACAGUCUUUGAUCUAUCUAGAUGCUACCGAUGGACAGUUAAUAUCACCUUCAUCACUGGAAAUAUUCAAACAAAAACAUCCCUUUUUUUUUGAAAUUUCGAUAAGUUCAUUUCAUUUGGGGGCAUGAGACUUUCUGGUAUUAUAUAGAAUAGGUAAUUACAAAAUACUGACCAAUCCUCAAGGACCUUUGUGAAUUUCUCAGGUUGGUUGAACAUCUGGAAGAAUUGUAGCAGUAACUAUUAUUAACAUCAGUAACUAUUAUUCACAUCACUAUUAUUAACAUCAUUAGCUGGUAAAUAUCAGGGCACUUUGGUUUGGUGUAGCAUCCAUACAGGGUCAUCAAAGACAUGGGUAUCCCUAUUAGAGGGCACUACCACAGUAUCCAUCUCGACAAAUUUUUAUAUGAAUAUAAUUGUAGAUGUAUGUGAGCAUUUUAAAAAGUUGUUUCUGUAAUGAAUGGAACUUGAUUUGAUUUGUGUAGAUUGCUUGUGUCUGCUCUUGUUAAGCCUAUUUGAUAAACUCUACUUACUUCCAAUAAAAUGCUUUGGACAAA
Messenger RNA from Chiloscyllium plagiosum (whitespotted bambooshark), 2887 nucleotides. RefSeq lists its product as uncharacterized. The record is from RefSeq and is a predicted model, not a curated record. Gene Ontology annotation, molecular function: protein binding; calcium ion binding; extracellular matrix binding. NCBI's taxonomy places the organism in Eukaryota, Metazoa, Chordata, Chondrichthyes, Orectolobiformes, Hemiscylliidae. Gene Ontology annotation, biological process: anatomical structure development.